Quercus lobata is the source of this 2266-nucleotide messenger RNA. Its product is annotated as Transducin/WD40 repeat-like superfamily protein. The record is from RefSeq and is a predicted model, not a curated record. Gene Ontology annotation, biological process: interstrand cross-link repair; protein ubiquitination. Gene Ontology annotation, cellular component: nucleus. Bases 189 to 2021 code for a protein of 610 amino acids. The transcript is spliced from 14 exons. Gene Ontology annotation, molecular function: ubiquitin-protein transferase activity; protein binding. NCBI's taxonomy places the organism in Eukaryota, Viridiplantae, Streptophyta, Magnoliopsida, Fagales, Fagaceae.
CAAGUAGCGUUUUUAUACCGUGGUUCAAAUUCCUUCAGCAACGUAAAAGCGCGCUCCCAAUUUAGGGUUCAUAUCUUUCCCAAAACGUCUUCGCCAAUACUCCCAAUCAAAACGACCAAAUUUUUUGCGCAGUCCCUCUUUCUCUCUCUCACUCACACUAACACUCACACACACACGAAGAAACUCUAAUGGCAGACCACGACGAAGACUACGCUCGCUAUCUCCAAAACGUUGAUCAACUUGCCCCGUUACAAGUCGAUUCCGGUGCCGAAUCCGAAGAAGAAGAAGAUUAUGAUGAUGAAGAAGAAGAAGAAGAAGAAGAAGAGGAGGAGGAAGAGGAAGAAGAUGAGCAAUGCAAGCGGAGGAGAAUCGAAGGAGGAGGAGAAGCUUGUUCGUCGAACGGACUGGGAAGCGUCGAAGGCUCGCAAGAUAAUGAGUGGAAUCGGAGUGAAAUCGACGGUCUCUUUUGCUCUAUUUGUAUGGAAGCUUGGACCACCGACGGUAACCAUUAUAUCUGUUGUCUUCCUUGUGGGCACAUAUAUGGCAUGUCAUGCAUCAAAAGAUGGCUACAACAACGAAGAAAUGCUGGGAAGUGUCCUCAAUGCAAUAGGGCAUGCACACUGAAGGAUGUAAGGAAGCUUUUUGCAUCACGGGUUGUUGCAGUUGACGAAGAAUCACAAAAGAGGAUUCGGUCACUUGAGGCUAAAUGUGCAUCUCUUGAGAAGAAGGAUGCUAAUUGGUGGAAGAAGGAAUCUGAAUGGAAGAAAAGAGAAGAUGACUUGCGUCGGAAAGUAAGCCAGUUGACAAAGAGGACAACUGAUUUGGAGCAUUUAUUAGGAGAUGUGCAGAGCAGAGAAUCUAGAUUAGCAAAUGCCUCUAGAUUAGCAAAUGCUGGUGGGCACUAUCAAGGAAGUCCUGUAUUUGGCAACAACUUUGGCUCGACUUUUUGCGGACAAGCAUCUUCUUGCAGUUUCAUAUUACAGAAGGAAUUCCAGGUAGAUGGAGCGCGUUUAGUCGAUGUGGAUGCUUCUAGCCAAAUUUUGUUAAUCGUGCGAAGAGUGUCUGGGAUAGAUGCAACACCUGUACUUACCAAAAUAAGCUUGAUACCUCCACAUGAAAAACAAGAUAUCAUACUUCCUUCUUAUAUGAAAGUUAUUCGGGACCUACGUAUUUGUCCUUCUAAUGGUAGCCUUGCACUUUUUGCUUCACUAGGGAAACUAUCAGUUCUCAGUCUGGAAAGCAACAAUAUCAUCCUUUCCUAUAAUUUACCGGCUGCUGCAUGGUCAUGUUCAUGGGAUCUCAAUAGCUCGCAUUACAUAUAUGCUGGACUGCAGAAUGGCUCACUUUUGGUGUUUGAUAUGCGCCAAACUGAUGGGCCAGUUAUUUCCCUGAAUGGCCGGUCACACCAUCCUGUUCAUACUGUACACUCACUUUUACAUAGUUCAACUCUUACUUCCGGUGUUAGAUCUGUCCUUUCUGCUUCGUCAAUUGGCUUGUCUCGGUGGAACUUUGAUGGUUCUGAAAAGGGGCCAUUUUUGGUUCCUGAAUCGGUUAAUCAAGGAGUUUGUAUAUCCCUUUCUUAUUCUCCUAGCAGUGAUGACAUUGUUGCUUCAUAUCGUCCCAAAGUUGAGAUGCAGAAUGAGAUGGCUAUUUCUCAACCUUCAAUAAUGCAUUCCCAAGUUAUUGGGCAAGGAGUUCAGGGCUCCCAUGUUCAUUACAAGGAAGUGGGGAGCAACUGUUUUCAAAAGUUGGGUUCUGCAUGUGCCAAUGUGAAUGAGAGUCGAAUACCAAUAAGAUCUGCAAUCUUAGACAUAGAAAAUCAAGGCCGGAUGUUUGCAUCUGGGGAUGAAGUUACGCGCAAAUUGAUCUUGCAAGAGUUGCCAUCUUUUACAGUUCUGCAACAUCUUAAUACACAAAAGCGUCCUAUUCGAGAUAUGAAGUACACACAUGCCAUCAGCCAAGGUUUACUUAGUUGUUUAAGUGAGGAUACACUGCAUCUUUUCGGUACCAAACUCUCAUGAAAAAGGCUCCUAACUUGUCAAGAGGUGAUCGACUGACAUUUUUGGCUUAUACUAAUGGAGUAAUUUAGGUCGAUCGCAAUCCAAAUUUACAAUAGGAUUUUGUAAGGUUCACUUACUUCAAAAUUGUAUUCUUGCACAUAUUUAUUAAUAGUAAGAUUCAGACGAAAUUUUUAGGUAGCUUCUUAAGUAAUGAGCUGCAUUGUAUAGUUACUUGUUAUAUAAUAUUUGUAGGUUAAAUUUACUAA